Molecule: messenger RNA, 1346 nt
Organism: Pyricularia grisea
Lineage: Eukaryota; Fungi; Ascomycota; Sordariomycetes; Magnaporthales; Pyriculariaceae
Exons: 3
Coding region: 184-900 (238 amino acids)
Molecular function (GO): GTPase activity; GTP binding
Source: RefSeq, a predicted model, not a curated record
CGAUUCUAGGCUGGACUAAACUUUGGCUGGCGACAACGAUUUCCAACGCCAUCGCUUGUUUUUAUCCAUCCAUCGCAGCCGCGACACCCGAUUUGCAGCGAUUUAUUUUUUUAAGAAGCACUCUAAACCUACGACCGUUUACUUUUAUAACAUCAGCGCCCUCGAUCGAGAUAAAUUGCCAACAUGGCCGACGGAGCAGCCAAACCCAGCAGCAGCGUCAAGCUGGUGUUGCUUGGUGAAGCUGCAGUGGGAAAGUCAUCACUUGUCCUGAGGUUUGUCAACAACGACUUCCAAGAGAACAAGGAGCCGACAAUAGGGGCUGCCUUCCUGACCCAAAAAUGCAACCUGCCGGCCCGGACCAUCAAGUUUGAAAUAUGGGACACGGCCGGACAAGAACGUUUCGCCUCGUUGGCGCCCAUGUACUACCGCAACGCACAGGCCGCCCUCGUCGUCUACGACCUCACGAAGCCGACAUCACUUAUCAAGGCCAAGCACUGGGUCGCCGAGCUGCAGCGCCAAGCAUCCCCGGGUAUCGUUAUCGCCCUCGUCGGUAACAAGCUCGAUUUGACGAGCGACGGUGGCGAUGCGGCCGGUGGCGGGGAUGAUGAUGCCGAUGCCGACGGCGCGGGUGGCGAUUCGGGCGACGCCCGCAAGAUACCGACAGAGGAAGCCAAGGCGUACGCCGAGGAGGAAGGGUUGCUUUUCUUCGAGACCAGUGCCAAGACGGGAUUCAACGUCACCGAGGUCUUUACAGCCAUUGCCAACGCGAUCCCGGAGACGUCGCUCAAGAGCGCGAGGGGUGCUGGUGCCGGUGCUGGUGCCGGCCGCAGUGGCGAGCAGCAGAGUGUCAGCCUGGGUGGCCCACGGGAUGUGGAGGGCAAGGAUGGAUGCGCGUGCUGAUUCGACGGAGUUGGCUUGUCGUUACUGCAUGUUUUUCGGGUUAGUUUUGAUCUUUUCCCCCCUUGGUUUCCUUUCUGAGCAGGGACUCGGCGGUAGAUACACUGGCUGUUGAUGGUUGGAAGGUAGCACAGAGAAAGAGAGUGGACAUGGUCAAAGAUAUGGGCUGUUUACGUGCUAUGGUAUGUUAUUUUGCAUUCAUUUAGCAGGUUUGUUUUCAAAGGAUGCCGCUCAUCUUUGAGCGGUGGGCUUAGGGGUUCUAAUGCGAUCGGUGUAUUUUCUACUGUAUCGAGUGGCUUUAAACAGAUUUGAUAGGUCACUACUGAAAGAAAGAAUGGUAAAUAUGACGGCCCUAUACACCAUGACUGACUGCUGCCAACCGGUUCAAAUGACCUAUUACAAUCAAAUAAAAGAACCAAAAGGGUUAUGUAACAUUACAUGAAGCGGGU